Messenger RNA from Sander lucioperca (pikeperch), 3966 nucleotides. Its product is annotated as apoptosis-inducing factor 3. The record is from RefSeq and is a predicted model, not a curated record. Gene Ontology annotation, cellular component: cytoplasm; mitochondrion. The transcript has 22 exons. The coding region runs from base 937 to 2757 and encodes 606 amino acids. Gene Ontology annotation, molecular function: flavin adenine dinucleotide binding; oxidoreductase activity, acting on NAD(P)H; 2 iron, 2 sulfur cluster binding. Gene Ontology annotation, biological process: execution phase of apoptosis. Lineage: Eukaryota; Metazoa; Chordata; Actinopteri; Perciformes; Percidae.
AAACUUUCGUCACUGUAGCUUUUAAGUGAUGAAUAGGCACCUGAGCAAUGGAGCAAGUGGAGCAAAUGCAUCCCUAUUAUUUAAUUAGGGGGAGCAAAGUUAUAGUUUUGCUGCAUCCCAUUUUUUGUCUUUAAAAAAAAUAAGCUUAUCAUCAGUCCCUGCAAUCAGGUGGUUAUAUUUAAGCAGCCUACAUCAAUAAUCACUAUUUGCAGCAACUAACAAAAAACAGUGACUAAUAAAAAAAAAACAAAAAAAAAAACACAUUUUUAGACCACCCUUUGAGUUGGUUCAGUCUAACCCGUCACUGAUGAUCGCUUGCCACAGCAUGCUUUGGCUGUCAAUCACAGUCUGUCAAUCCCCACGAGUCCGCUGAGACUGUUUACAAAGGCUCGGCCACAGAAAGAGAGCAACUCCCACGACUGGUCUGCUCAGUCUGCUGCUGGAGGGGGGCUCUACGAGGGGCUGAGCACACACACACACACACACACACACACACACACACACACACACACACACACACACACACACACACACACACACACACACAUACACUCUAGAGCCUUUGCUGCAUCAAGAGGCAGAAGAGGAGAGCGGAGGAUUUGUACGGAGGGAAGCACAUACUGGGAAUACUCCAGUGGACGGAGCCAAUCCCAGAGAGGGACAGGAUUGUUAGGAGACUUGUGCUAUUAUGCUGCCGUGCUCCGCAGUGGAAGCUGAGCACCAGGGAGUUUGACAGGAUCUCAGUGCACCUGCUUCAAGCACAUUGAUUAUGUGGAGGAGCUGACGUGUGCGAUGGCCAGCCUGUACCUGCAGGUUCUACACACAGCUCUGUGUUAUUGUUACCUCCCAACCAAGCAGCCCAGCCCAAGGAUCUGACCGCACCUCCCCCCCCCUCCCUCCCUCCCCCUGGGAGUCUAACUCAAGCCUAGGCCCACCAUGGGAGGAUGCUUCUCCAAACCCAAACCAGUUGAAGUUAAAGUGGAACUCUCUCUCCUGGAAAAAGAAAAAGAGGUGGAUGGGCUGUCACCUAAUGGCAAAGCGAGUCCCUUUGCUGACAGCAGACCUAACGGGGCCCUGGGACACGGCUCUGAUGAUGACUCCACCCCGCUCCCCCUCUACCACAAACCACGGGACUAUGUGGAGGCCUCCGUCUGUCAUGUUAAAGAUCUGGAAAACGGACAGAUGCGAGAGGUUGACUUGGGAAGUGGCAGAGCUUUGUUGAUCAAAGAACACGGGGAGUUCUCCGCCAUGGCCCACAAGUGUCCACACUACGGAGCACCUCUGGUCAAAGGUGUGUUGUCAAAAGGACACGUGCGCUGUCCGUGGCACGGUGCGUGCUUCAACAUUGCAACAGGAGACCUCGAGGACUUCCCCGGGCUGGAUAGCCUGCCUACCUUCCAGGUCAGAGUUGAAAAGGACAAGGUGAUCAUUCGUGCAAACAAGCAGGCUCUUCAGUCACAGAAAAGGUCCAAGCCCAUGGCCCGAUGCUCAGCAGUUAUUAACUCCAGCAUGGGCUUCAGCCAUGUUCUCAUUAUUGGCUCAGGUCCAGCAGGUCUGGUGUGUGCAGAGACACUGAGGCAAGAGGGCUUCACUGACCGCAUCGUCAUGUGCACCAUGGACAGACAUCCUCCAUAUGACAGGCCUAAACUGAGUAAGUCCUUAGACAGCACAGCAGAGCAGCUGAGAUUGCGCUCCAUGGAAUUCCUGCAGGAUCAUGAUAUUGAACUGCUCACAGAGAAAGAGGCUGUGGCGAUAGAUGUGAAAACACGUUCUGUGACCUUUGAAGAUGGCUUGAGGAUGGAGUACAGGAAACUCUUUAUUGCUACAGGAAGCAAACCCAAACCAAUGAUCUACAAAGGCAAGGACGUCAGGAACGUGUUUCACCUCAGGACGCCCGAGGACGCUAACAGCAUAGCACGGCUGGCAAACAACAAAAACGCUGUGAUUGUGGGAACAUCAUUUGUUGGUAUGGAGGUGGCUGCAGCUCUAACUGACAAGGCCCACUCUGUCUCUGUCAUUGGGAUCGAGACAGUCCCCUUUAAAAAAGCUCUCGGAGAGAAAGUAGGGAAAGCCAUAAUGAAGCUGUUUGAGGUAAACAGGGUGAAGUUCUACAUGCUGAACGAGGUGGCAGAGAUGAUUGGCCAUCAUGGACAGCUAAAGGAGGUGGUACUAAAGAGUGGGAAAGUUCUGCGGGCAGACGCGUGUGUCAUCGGAGCAGGAAGUAUUCCUGCAACGGGCUUCCUGAAACAGAGCGGCAUCCACAUGGACUCCAAGGGCUUCAUCACUGUCAACAAGAUGAUGCAAACAAGUGCUGAAGGGGUCUUUGCUGGAGGAGAUGUGGUGGUGUUUCCUUUCCCACCACGCAACAACAAGAAGGUGAACAUCCCUCACUGGCAAAUGGCUCAUGUACACGGAAGGGUGGCAGCUCUCAGCAUGAUGGGCAGAGCCGCUGAGAUCCAAACUGUGCCUUACUUCUGGUCAGCCAUGUUUGGGAAGACCAUACGCUAUGCAGGUUAUGGUGAAGGAUUUGAUGAUGUCAUAAUACAAGGAGAUCUGGAUGAACUGAGAUUCGUGGCGUUUUACACCAGGAGUGAGGAGGUGGUUGCUGUUGCCAGCAUGAACUAUGAUCCCAUUGUAUCCCGAGUGGCAGAGGUCUUAGGAUCUGGAAAGACGAUUAAGAAACGAGAUGUGGAGAUGUUAGCACGGCUUGGCAAGACUGGAGACAUUUCCUGGCUGAUUGACAAAGGCUCUCAAUGACUUCACAUCUGAAGGACAGACCCAAAGUCCACUAGACACCUCAAUAUGGACACUUGUAUAUGGUGCUGAGACACUGAGCAGCUAUCCCGGUCUGGACGGACACACACACACACACACACACACACACACUCUGGGGACAGGAGCGUAUCUGUUGGAGACACACUUUCCUGAGGACGAUACUGAAACUUGCUUUUGUUCCUGAGAGACACUCUAAUGUGACAAACGGAGCCAUACACGUUCUAAAUACAUAGAAUCGCUGUGUUGGCAGGUCUUUAUGACAUGUUGUAACGCUUCACAAACAAAGCAAUUUUGGAUUCUGCCUCUGUGCUGCUGCAAGAUGUAUCUACUUGUACACUUUGUUUAUAAGAUGCCAGGGAUGGGCAUUGGCAUUUUUUUUGUACAAAUAACAUUGUAUAUAGAUAUAAUCCUGAAUGCACUGUAACAAAAUAAGAACAUACAAUUUCAACUGAAUUUUUCUAAGUUUUAAAUAACAGCUUUGGUUGUAUGCUCGCAUACAUGCCUUAGAUCUGCAUGCUAUAAUUUACUAUAAUAGGAGUUAAAAAUAAGUCCCUAAACAGAGUUUUCAGUCUAGAUGCAUCAGCAAACAAAGUUUAAAUCUGCCAAAAACAAACUGCAGAAGAACCGUGAAUGCGGCUUUAACAGACUCACUAACACACUUGCGGUUUUAAUUCGUAAUAAAUUACAAUUUCUAGAAUUACAACAUAUUUGUAUUGGUUGCCAUGCUGCUGUAGUAGAUUGCACAAAUAAAAUUCAAAUUAUACUUUGAUCAACCACUAGUGCUUGCACGAUAGCAUUAUGAAUUUUCUAGAGAAUAUCACCCCUUUAGACAAAUCCAGUAGUAGUUUAAGGUUAUUUUUGAUAGCGGUCACCUCCAUUGGGAUAUUCUUUGUUACUAACUCAGGGAACUGAGGGUUAUCGCCUGGGCUUACAGGCAAAAUAAGCAAAAAUGAAUUUGUGCUUUAAUAUUUUUUUUCCCAGUUAUUGUAAUUUCACCACUUCUCUCAUGUUCAUUCAGAACGGCUUGGAAUGGUUGUAACACGGAUGCUUGAUUACAUCCUGGCGUGCUGAUGUAAUCCCUGACACACGAGUCAACUCAACGUUUUAAAAAGCAUCUUUCUUCCUACAGAGAAGCCUGGAAGGGCAUUUUUAUAACUGAACUUUGAAAUAAAAGUCUUCCAAUAACAGGUA